Molecule: messenger RNA, 621 nt
Organism: Uncinocarpus reesii 1704
Lineage: Eukaryota; Fungi; Ascomycota; Eurotiomycetes; Onygenales; Onygenaceae
Exons: 2
Coding region: 1-621 (206 amino acids)
Source: RefSeq, a predicted model, not a curated record
AUGGCGACUGUUGGCUGCAGAUAUUUGGAACAUCUUGGGCGCAAACAACUCGUCCACCAUCCGCAAACAACGGAACCGACGAGAUUUGUCGAGGUUCAUCGAGGGCGGAUGUGGGCUGAUGGUUCGGUUAAACUUCCUCGCCCGUCGAUUCCCCUGCACCCUUACGAGAUGAUUCCGAUUGAGUUGCUCAUUUGCGAAACAAAACCAUCCAUCUCCCCAAAUGGACUGGUGAGGCAACAUUGUUUCAUUGUUCCUCGUGGUCUGAUCUGCUCUCAUUUUGAAGCGAGGGAGAUUCAACAUCCGCCUUCGAAACGCGACCCGGUCGUGAAGAAAACAAUAAUGAGAGGCUUGGCACCUGCUGCUUCUGGGAAGCCGCAGCCUCGUCCUGCAGUCACCGUGACAGAUACAAUGCGGAAUUUGCCACUCAGACAUCACCGCUCCCAGCAAAGAGGUAACCAGCCAGCGACCAGCGUCUCAGCCCAGAGAUCAAGGGCUGAUCACAAAAAAGAACGAGCCAUCCCCAAGCCCGCAAAUCAGAGCGCGCCUGGCUCACCGUUGCAGAGGAAAUCCCCGCUUAUUCAAGUUGUGUUCUUUUUUGAGGCCGCGCAACGAUCCGAUUAG